This is a messenger RNA of Colletotrichum fioriniae, 846 nucleotides long. Lineage: Eukaryota; Fungi; Ascomycota; Sordariomycetes; Glomerellales; Glomerellaceae. The record is from RefSeq and is a predicted model, not a curated record.
AUGGCUGAACAAAAAGAAGAUAAGUGGUCAUCCGAGGCCUACCAGCACUCUGCCUCAUUCGUUCCCAAGUUGGCUACCAAAGUGGUUCAGUGGCUCGAUGUGCAAAAGGACGAUAUCAUCCUCGACGUCGGUUGCGGUGACGGCGUCCUCGACGUCGAGUUCGGCAAGGUCCUCUCUCAAGGAAAAGGCUCCCUCCACGGCAUCGACGCCUCCCCAGGCAUGAUCUCCGCCGCCAAAAAGGCCGUUUCAGCAGCAGGCCUAUCAAACUGCGAAUUCGAAGUCCUCGAUGCAACAAAAAUCACAACCUCCUCAACACCAACCCUCCACACCCAAACCUUCACAAAAGCCUUCUCCAAUGCAGCCCUCCACUGGAUCCUCCGGCCCCCUGGGUCCCACAUCUCUGUCUUCACCGCCAUCCGCGACGCCCUCACUCCAGGCGGCACCUUCGCCCUCGAAAUGGGCGGGCUGGGCAACGUAGCCGAGAUGCGCACCGCCAUCGUCAUGGCCGUCGCGCGGCGUGUGGGCAUCGACAAGGCCGUCGCCGUGGACCCCUGGUUCUUCCCCGACGAGGCGUGGUUGAAGACGGUGCUCGAGGAGGAGGUCGGCGGGUGGGAAGUGUUGAAAGUUGAGCGAGAGUGGAGGCCUACGACGGCGGAUAAGGGCGGCGUGGAGGGAUGGGUGCGGUUGAUGGGCAAAGAGUUGUUGGAUGCGGUGCCGGAGGAGGAGGGCCAGAGGGAGGAGGCUGUGAGGGAGAUUGUGGAGGUGUUGGGGCAUGUUUGUAGGAUUCCGGGUGAUGGGGAGAUGAUUAGUUAUGUGAGGUUGAGGUGUCUUGUGAGGAAACUUUAG